This is a messenger RNA of Polypterus senegalus (gray bichir), 1808 nucleotides long. It is a transcript of the gene nae1, whose product is annotated as nedd8 activating enzyme E1 subunit 1. Bases 89 to 1699 code for a protein of 536 amino acids. The transcript is spliced from 20 exons. Gene Ontology annotation, biological process: protein ubiquitination; ubiquitin-dependent protein catabolic process; protein neddylation. Gene Ontology annotation, cellular component: cytoplasm; nucleus. Lineage: Eukaryota; Metazoa; Chordata; Cladistia; Polypteriformes; Polypteridae. Gene Ontology annotation, molecular function: NEDD8 activating enzyme activity; ubiquitin activating enzyme activity. The record is from RefSeq and is a predicted model, not a curated record.
UACAGUCAACAACUGGGCUGUGUCGAAUCUGCCGCAGCAGAAUGAGCAGGAAAGGCGAUGAAAGAGUCGUCUGUGUGAACUUAAAAAUAUGGCAGAAACCAUGAAAGUCAAGGCAACUAAAGAACAAAAAUAUGAUCGACAGCUCAGACUGUGGGGAGAUCAUGGUCAAGAAGCUCUGGAGAAUGCACAUGUCUGCUUAAUCAAUGCCUCGGCGACGGGAACAGAAAUAAUGAAGAAUUUAGUGCUUCCAGGUAUUGGAGCAUUUACCAUUGUGGAUGGACAUUCAGUUAGUGGAGAAGAUGUUGGAAAUAACUUCUUCCUAACUAAGACAUGCUUUGGUAAGAACAGAGCUUAUGCUGCCACAGAAUUGUUGCAGGAACUUAACAGUGAUGUGUCUGGUAAUUUUGUUGAAGAGAGUCCAGAAGAGCUCCUAGACAAUGAUCCAGAAUUUUUCCAACGAUUUAGUAUGGUAAUUGCGGUGCAGUUACCAGAAAGUACAUUGCUAAAAUUAUCUACGAUUUUGUGGAAUGCUGGAAUACCUCUCUUAGUCUGUCGGACAUAUGGGCUUGUUGGAUACAUGAGAUUAUUGACAAAGGAACACACUGUGGUAGAAUCUCAUCCAGAUAAUGCACUGGAAGAUUUACGAUUGGAUAAGCCGUUUACAUCUCUCAAAAAACACUUUCAGAGUUUUGAGUUGGAAAAUAUGGAUAAGAAGGAUCAUAGCCAUACACCAUGGAUAAUUGUGAUAGCAAAGUAUUUGGAAAAAUGGUUGAGUGAGAACAAUAACCAUCUUCCUAAGUUAUCUAAAGAGAAAGAGGCCUUUAAAGAACAAAUACGUCAAGGAAUCCGUAAAAGUGAGACUGGGGCACCAGAGGUUGAAGAAAAUUUUGAGGAAGCCAUUAAAAACGUAAACACAGCAUUGAACCCAACUAAGAUUUCAAGUGAAGUAGAAUCUAUUUUCAAUGAUGAACAGUGCUGCAAUCUCACAACACAGACUUCCUCAUUUUGGUUGCUUGCUCGAGCUGUGAAACAGUUUGUGGAAAAUGAAGGACAUGGCAACCUACCAGUUCGCGGCACAAUCCCAGACAUGAUAGCAGAUUCUGAUAAAUUCAUUAAACUCCAAAAUAUUUAUCGAGAAAAAGCAAAAGAAGAUGCUGCAGUUGUCUCUAAUUAUGUAGCAUCUUUACUACAGUCAGUUGGAAGGCCAUCAGAGAGCAUCUCUGAGCAAGAAAUAAGACUGUUUUGUAAGAAUGCUGCAUUUCUACGUGUUGUACGUUGCAGAUCACUUGCAGAAGAAUACAAUGCUGAAAAUGUAAAUAAAGAUGAAAUAUCAUCAUACAUGGAUAAUCCAGACAAUGAGAUGGUGUUGUAUUUAAUGUUGCGAGCUGUUGACAGGUUCUAUCAACAGCAUGGUCGAUACCCAGGAGUAUAUAAUUGUCAAGUUGAAGAUGAUAUUGGAAAACUAAAGUCCUGUGUUAAUAGCCUUCUGCAGGAAUACACUCUGAGUGUCAAUGUAAAAGACGAUUAUAUUCAUGAAUUCUGCCGAUAUGGUUCAGCAGAACCACACACUGUUGCUGCAUAUUUAGGAGGAGCAGCGGCACAGGAAGUUAUCAAAAUAAUAACCCAUCAGUUUGUUCCUUUUAACAAUACUUUCGUUUACAAUGCAAUGACACAGACAUCUGCCGUAUAUAGCUUAUAGUGCAAACUACACUUGAUGUAAAUGUUAUUAACCUUGUGUAAAAAUAUUAGAACAUAGCUGUUUAAAGUUUAUACUCUUUACUGUAUUAUAAUAAAAUGCUGACCUUUAA